GGCAGUUAUUUUCACGGGUCGGCGCUCAGUCAUUUGACUUUUUCGUACGUCAUGUUUCUUUGAUUGCAACGUUUAGUUUCCUCGCGUCUUCAAAAGCUGGCGCGCGCGUCGAUAAUGCUGGCUGAACAUUGAUACGUAUUAAACUUAAAUAAUAUAUUGCUGAUCGUUAUUAAUAAACAUAAAAAUAAGUGUUUAUGAGUGAUUAUCGGAUUAUAAAAAUUAAAAGAGUGAAUCAGAAGAAAACGUUUAAGUGUUGCGUGUAUAAAAAACUAAACAAUAAUGUCUAACGUUCCAUUAGUUCGUAAAGCGAUCGCCGGCGCCGCUCGACACUCGUCAAUCCCUACCAAUGAAAACAACCCCUUAGUGCUCCAGCCUGCGCAGGAGAGCCAAUGGACCCCCGCGGCUUUGGAAAGGGCUGGAUCUACCCUAAAGGCUCUCAAUCGAAUGGCCAAGCGCCCACCCGUGCAUAUACUGUUUGAAGAUAUUAACUAUACCGUGAGCUCACACAAAGGGGACAACACUAUUCUGCGCAAUGUAUCUGGAGAGUUUCGAUCGGGUGAGCUGACGUGCAUUCUCGGACCUUCGGGCGCUGGCAAGUCCUCCUUGAUGAACAUACUGGCAGGCUAUGCCUCAAACAACGUGAGCGGGCGAGUAACAGUAAACGGGCACGCGCGCGACAUGCACGUGUUCAAGAAGCUGUGCUGUUAUAUUAUGCAGGACGAUAUGCUGCAGCCGCGGCUGACGGUCAUCGAGGCCAUGAGGAUUGCAGCUGAUCUCAAGUUGGGCAAGGAGCUGGGUAGAGCUGAAAAACAUCUCAUAGUAACAGAAAUUUUGCAGACCCUUGGUCUCUGGGACCACCGGGACACAAGAUCCGAGUGCCUGUCUGGAGGACAGUCCAAGCGGCUCUCCGUUGCUUUAGAACUUGUCAACAAUCCACCUAUUAUAUUUCUGGAUGAACCUACCACAGGCCUAGAUGUUGUAUCGAUCCGGCAAUUAGUGGUGCUGCUGCGCCUGCUCUCGCGGCAGGGCAGAACGAUCAUCUGCACCAUACACCAACCCUCGGCCUCGCUGUUCGCGCUCUUCGAUCGGGUAUACGUCCUGGCUAGAGGCAUGUGCUGUUACCAGGGCGCUGCGCCCCUCCUCGUCCCGUUCCUGGCCGAGAUGGGUCACAUCUGCCCUACCACGCACAACCCGGCGGACUUCGUGAUCGAGACGCUCGUCAUCGACCUGGAGGCGCCCGCGCAGCUCUCCGAGCUCUGUCAAAACGGGAAACUGUGUCGCAAAUUGGACCGGAUCACUGCUAGAGGAGGCCGGCGACCUGUUUUGCACUCCGAUGAAUCAAUUCAGCGGAUAUUCGUGGAGCACGUGGCCAAGGAGCUGGAGCAGAAGAUGGAGUUCCCCACCACCUUCCUGACGCAAUUCCUCGUCCUCACCAACAGGAUGUUUGUGCAGAACAAACGGAAUGCAACAGGCCUCUGGAUCCAGCUGCUUCACCACGUGAUGUCGGCCAUGCUGGUGGGCUGCAUAUUCUUCCUCGUGGGCAACGACGGGAGCUCACCCAUCGUCAACUUCAAGUUCUGCCUCAGCUGCCUUGUAUUCUUCAUGUACACUUACAUAAUGAUACCUGUACUUAUAUUCCCCACUGAAGUGCGAAUGCUCCGGAGAGAGUACUUCAACCGCUGGUACAGCCUUAAGGCAUACUACGCGGCGCUUACAUUCGCCUCCCUGCCUGCCAUGAUGUUUUUUGGCCUUCUAUUCCUCGGCAUCUCAUACCUAAUGUCUGGGCAGCUACUAGAAUGGAAGAGAUUCUGUCUUUUCUCUCUCAUCGGCAUUCUGACUGGCGUCUGCUCCGAAGGACUUGGCCUACUCAUUGGUGCUGCCUUUAGUGCUACAAAUGGUUCUAUUGUAGGUCCCGCCACUGCAGCUCCGCUCCUAGCGCUCUGCUGCUACGGGAUGGGCUUCGGCCCCAAAAUAGAACUCAUCAUGAAGGUCCUUAUGGCAGUCUCCUAUCUUCGCUACACUGUCACAGGAUUCACCUUAGCCUUAUACCAGGAGAGAAACCCUAUGAACUGCGAUGAAGUAUUCUGUCUUUACGCUGACCCUAAAUUGUUAUUAAGAGACUUGGGUAUGAUUGAUGAUAAUUACUAUUUUCAAAUCCUGGCGCUGUUUGCUUUUACAGUAUUGCAUAGGGUGCUAGCGUACUACGCUCUAAGGUACCGACUGACCGUCGAGUUUUCUAAUAAGUACAUAGCGUAUGUAAGUAAACUACUAAAACAUAAGUAAUCGAAGUAGCUCAAUUUUAAUAAAUAAAUUAAUUAAUUAAUAGUAAGCACCUACCUUACUUUGGUGUUGGGAUUCAAAAAAUAUCCAAUGGCAGGUAAAUUACUUCGGUGCUGUUUCAUAACUUCCGUAACAAUACCAAAUAAUAGCAAUAUAACAUUUUAUCGAAUGAAAUAAACCUCAUAAAAGUUAGAUGCAACAAUGAUUUUAGCUAUCUAGACUAUAUUACCUAUGUAUCUAACCCUGAGGUUCUAAGGAAACCUAAGUCGUAUACUAUCAUAAUAGCCAAAUUCUUUUAUCUAACAAACAUCAACAGCAACCCUUUAUAUUUGCUUAUGUAUGUGACAUGAAUGCAGAUUUCAAAAAUGACCCGACAUACAUAAUUAUUUACGAUAUAUCUAUCUACUCUACUACUUGGGUACUUGAAUUUUAGGUGUGUCGUUUUUAGGCAUUCGGAUCCAAUUACGGGAAACCAUUUGUGACGUAGGUAGGCCUUAAGCACCUGAAAGUGCCGUGUGAAUCGUGUGAUAUUCGUGUAGAUACUUAUUAAGUAUCUAAUAUGUAGGUACUUCUUAAGGAAAUAGAAACAGCAAAAAAAAGCAGUAGGUAAUACAUAGUUAAGUUUAUAAAUUAUAUUUAGCCGGCUCUAAAACUAGUAAACCAGGAAUCUCCAAACUACGGCCCACGGAUCGCGUAACUACUUUGGACAAGGAAGCAAGAAAGUUAAAUCGAAAGCUCGACCUUGGCUCUCGGGCCAAAAGAGUUUCGAUACACCUGCUCGGAGAGAACCUAGUAACUAUGUUGCAUUUAGCGAAUCUAUUGUAAAUUUUUAGGUACAGUCAAGUCUGAGAAUAUCGAUACGAAAAUAGUGCCAAAAAAAUAUCCAUACACGACCUCACUGCCCAUAUAUUAAGGUAGUGUAUACAUAUUUUUGGCACUUUGUCCGUAUCGAUAUUUCCAGACGUGACCGUACUAAUACAGAUAAGCUAUUGUCGAUAAUGUAAGUUAUUAUAUAGAAAAAUAUACCCAAUUGAUGUGUUUUUACAAUAAACUACGUACUUAUCUACCUCAA
Molecule: messenger RNA, 3352 nt
Organism: Cydia pomonella (codling moth)
Lineage: Eukaryota; Metazoa; Arthropoda; Insecta; Lepidoptera; Tortricidae
Product: ATP-binding cassette sub-family G member 1-like
Exons: 12
Coding region: 280-2283 (667 amino acids)
Cellular component (GO): plasma membrane
Molecular function (GO): ATP hydrolysis activity; ABC-type transporter activity; ATP binding
Source: RefSeq, a predicted model, not a curated record